CUUAUUCUUUUUAAUUUGUCUCUCUAUAUUUGACAUUCAACAUCUAUAUAUACUCAUUCAUUUUCCAAUUCUUUUCAUCCCACAAGUCAUCACUAUCACUUCUAGCUAGUUCUAUCAAAGAGUACUAGUAGCCAAAGCAAAAGGGUCCCAAUUAGAAUGGGUGGUGAUUUGAGGAGAUGGAUAUUGGUGGUGCAAUUGGUGGUUUUAGGGUUAAGCUUAGGAGAUUAUGGAGCAAAUGCACAACAAGUUCCUUGUUAUUUUAUCUUUGGUGAUUCUUUGGUGGAUAAUGGAAAUAACAACUAUAUUCGGUCAUUGGCUAAGGCUAACUACUUGCCUUAUGGUAUUGAUUACCCUGGUGGUCCUACUGGGAGAUUUUCCAAUGGAAAAACUACCGUGGAUGUCAUCGCGGAACAAUUGGGCUUCAAUGGUAUUAUUCCACCCUAUGCAUCUGCUAGAGGCAGAGACAUUCUCAAAGGUGUCAAUUAUGCUUCUGCAGCUGCUGGAAUUAGAGAUGAAACUGGCAGACAACUGGGAGGAAGGAUCAAUUUUUCUAGACAAGUGAAUAAUUACAAUAACACAGUACAACAAGUGGUGCAAAUACUAGGAAAUGAAAAUGCAGCAGCUGAUUAUCUAAAGAAGUGCAUUUACUCAGUUGGAAUGGGCAGCAAUGACUAUCUCAAUAAUUAUUUCAUGCCUCUUUAUUACUCCACUAGCAGACAAUUCACUCCUGAACAAUAUGCUAAUGUUCUUAUUCAACAAUAUAGUCAGCAACUAAAGAUUUUAUACAGCAAUGGAGCAAGGAAGUUUGCCUUGAUUGGAGUGGGCCAGAUAGGGUGCAGCCCAAAUGCAUUGGCCCAAAAUAGCCCAGAUGGGAGAACCUGUGUACAAAGAAUCAAUGUAGCAAACCAGUUAUUCAACAACAAACUCAAGGCACUAGUUGAUACCUUGAAUGGAGAUACACCUGACGCAAAGUUCAUCUACAUUGAUGCUUAUGGGAUUUUCCAAGAUUUAAUUGAAAAUCCCUCUGCCUUUGGAUUUAGAGUGACGAAUGCCGGAUGUUGUGGGGUGGGGAGAAACAGAGGCCAGAUUACAUGUCUUCCUUUCCAAAGACCAUGCAGAAAUAGAAAUGCAUAUCUAUUUUGGGAUGCAUUUCAUCCAACUGAAGCUGCAAAUAUAAUUGUUGGGAGGAGAUCAUACAGAGCUCAAAAGUCAUCUGAUGCAUACCCUUUUGAUAUUAGUCGCCUAGCUCAACUUUGAAGCUAUAGAGAUGACAAAUCAAGUGUCACCUUCGUUUCAAAUAUUAAUUAUUGUGGAAUUGACAUCAUUAAUUACUAUAAGAUGUCAUAAAAAGUGUUUAAUCUUCAUUUUGCUUUGUUUUCAUAAAAUGCUGUAUUUCCAGUCCUCCACUUUUGAUGAAGAACUUUAUUAUGAGUUUA
Molecule: messenger RNA, 1436 nt
Organism: Lycium barbarum (goji berry)
Lineage: Eukaryota; Viridiplantae; Streptophyta; Magnoliopsida; Solanales; Solanaceae
Product: GDSL esterase/lipase At1g29670-like
Exons: 5
Coding region: 157-1257 (366 amino acids)
Molecular function (GO): hydrolase activity, acting on ester bonds
Source: RefSeq, a predicted model, not a curated record